AUGGCGGACAGAAGACGCAUCAAUGGGCCUGGGGGAACCACUGUACCUCCCCUCUACGAAGACGACCCAUUACCUCUCCCAACCCGGUUGAGAUUGCCCAACAGUGUUCGGCCAGUCUAUCUCAAAACUGGAGUGACGCCAUCUGCAUCUGGCUCAGCCUAUCUUGAAGUCGAAUCUAGGAAUGGCGCUCCCACCACCGGCAUGAAGCUCUCAUGUACCGUCCAUGGUCCAAGGUCUUUGCCACGCUCGGCGCCCUUUUCACCCCAUAUGGUCCUUACUACUCAUGUUAAGUACGCUCCAUUUGCUACGAAGAGUCGGAGAGGAUAUCUACGAGAUGCUAGUGAACGGGACUUGAGCACGCAUCUUGAGACAGCCCUGCGAGGCGUCUUGAUUGCAGAUCGUUGGCCAAAGAGUGGAGUGGAUGUUGUCGUCACCAUUAUUGAAGGUGAAGAGGCUCGCCAGUUUGCCGUGGACCAGGGAAGUGAGGAAUGGGAUAUGAUGAACGUCCUCAGCGCCUGUAUCACAGUGGCUGCCGCUGCCGUUGCUGAUGCGGGUAUCGAUUGUGUCGACACUGUCUCGGGUGGUGUUGCUGCCCUCGUCUCCAUUACGGAUGAUGGGAAGUCUGAGAUUGUUCUCGACCCAGUUGCGACGGAACACAAUGAGAUCCUCGCAGCCUGCUGCGUUGCAUAUCUCCCCAACCGGGAUGAAAUCACCAACCUAUGGCUGAAAGGUGAGGUAUCAUCAACCGAUCCUAGCCUGUAUCGCAAUUUAAUAGCACGUGCUGUAUAUGCCAGCAAAGGAACGAACCAGGCAAUUGUUGGGUCUCUUAACGAGGCGGUCACUGGAGUUUGA
Messenger RNA from Clonostachys rhizophaga, 852 nucleotides. Lineage: Eukaryota; Fungi; Ascomycota; Sordariomycetes; Hypocreales; Bionectriaceae. The record is from the annotation of a GenBank genome assembly.